AUGUUCUCGUCGUCACAGAUGGAGCGCUUGGAGCUACGCUGCACAACAUGCGUUGUGGAGGGGAAGCAGCAAAACAAAAUGUUUCUUGAUGUGGAAGUACGCCUUGGUGACGGUGCAAUUUUUCGAUGCCCUUCUGCCAUGCUGCGCGAGGGGUCCAGGACAGUGUCAGAGCUUUUGGAUAAAAUGAAGGAGGAAGAAGAAUUCUCCACAGAACAGGUAGAGUUGCCAUUGCCGUCGGUGGAUUCUACUGUAUUUGAAACUGUCGCGUUAUAUUUGGAGCAUUUCUAUGGUCCAACGGAUUCAACCCAAUUGGAGGAGGGAAAAAAAGUUCUGAACAAUCCUCAGCCAGUAAGACCGACCUCUCUAUCAAGACCGGUCUGUUUGCAGGAACUGUACCAUCUCAGCGAAUGGGAGCAUUGUUUUGUUGUUCAGCGACUACUUAUGUGGCCACAGGAUCUAUGGAAGCUCUGUAGGGAAGGCCAAUGGGUGGACAGCAGUGCUGAAUCGGCGGGAUCCCUGCAAUCGAUGGGACAAUGCAAUGUUCAACACAUUUUGAGUGUAUUGGAAGCGGCGACAAUGUUGGAAAUGUCAUCGCUGCGAGACUUGUGCGCGGCGGUGUUGGCCAACUUGCUGAUGGAUGUGGAUGAACGGGGUAUUUUGGAGCUGAUGGGAGUCACAGAAGCCUUUGGCCCAGAGGAGGAGAGAAAAUUGUUGAACGAGUAUCCGUGGCUCAAACUGUAA
This is a messenger RNA of Trypanosoma cruzi, 741 nucleotides long. RefSeq lists its product as uncharacterized. Lineage: Eukaryota; Euglenozoa; Kinetoplastea; Trypanosomatida; Trypanosomatidae. The transcript has a single exon. Gene Ontology annotation, biological process: ubiquitin-dependent protein catabolic process. The record is from RefSeq and is a predicted model, not a curated record. Bases 1 to 741 code for a protein of 246 amino acids.